AUGGGGGGGGCGCUGCUGGCCGGAUGGCUGCGGCAGGGCCUGAACCCACAGGCGGUGCAGGUGAUCACCCCGCGCCCCACGCAGGCACUGGCCGAUCUGGGGGUGCGUGUUGGUGGCCCCGUCACGGAUGCGGCCGUUGCCGUUUUGGCCGUUAAACCCCAAAAAAUGACCGAGGCGUUGCCCCGGCUUGCAUCGCUUGGUGGGGGGAACACGCUGUUCAUUUCCGUGGCUGCGGGUAUCCGCAUCGCGGCCUACGAGGCGGCCUUGGGGGCGGGAACGCCCGUCGUGCGCGCCAUGCCGAAUACGCCCGCCGCCAUCGGACAGGGGAUCACCCCGAUCAUCGGCAACGCCAGCGCCACGGAAACCGAUCUGCGCACCGCCGAGGGGUUGUUGCAGGCCGUGGGGCAGGUUGUGCGCCUGGAUGCCGAGGAUCAGAUGGAUGCCGUCACGGCGGUGUCCGGCUCUGGUCCCGCCUAUGUUUUCCAUUUGAUCGAAACGCUGGCCGCUGCGGGCGAGGCCGAGGGCCUGUCGCGUGAUCUGGCGCUGACACUUGCACGGGCAACGGUUGCGGGGGCGGGGGCGCUUGCGGUGCAGUCGGGCGAAGAUCCGGCACAGUUGCGCAUCAACGUCACAUCCCCCGGCGGCACAACGGCGGCCGCGUUGCAGGUGCUGAUGCAGCCCGAUGCAGGUUUUCCGCAAUUAUUGAAACAGGCGGUUCAUGCCGCCGCACAACGGGGACGGGAGCUGGGCAAGUGA
Teleopsis dalmanni is the source of this 756-nucleotide messenger RNA. RefSeq names its product pyrroline-5-carboxylate reductase-like. Gene Ontology annotation, molecular function: pyrroline-5-carboxylate reductase activity. The record is from RefSeq and is a predicted model, not a curated record. Gene Ontology annotation, biological process: L-proline biosynthetic process. NCBI's taxonomy places the organism in Eukaryota, Metazoa, Arthropoda, Insecta, Diptera, Diopsidae. The transcript has a single exon. Bases 1 to 756 code for a protein of 251 amino acids.